This is a messenger RNA of Saprolegnia parasitica CBS 223.65, 702 nucleotides long. RefSeq lists its product as hypothetical. The transcript has a single exon. The record is from RefSeq and is a predicted model, not a curated record. Bases 1 to 702 code for a protein of 233 amino acids. NCBI's taxonomy places the organism in Eukaryota, Oomycota, Saprolegniomycetes, Saprolegniales, Saprolegniaceae.
AUGAAGACUGCUAUCAUCCUCGCUGCUGCUGCCUCGUCGGCUUUUGCCGCUGAGUGCGAGCUCACCCAGUUCAUGCCGCUUCUCCCGAUCGCGACGGACGCGAACGGCCCGUUCGUGAAGUGCGCCGCAGACAUCAAGAAGCCCGUGACCACUAUCAUGGUGCCGUCGUGGAUCCCGGAGGACCUUGCCACGGUCAAGCUCUUUGGCGCCUCGGAGAACUGCAAGAACUUCUUCUCAACCGUCACCAAGCACAUGGCCACGAUUGCGCCGCCGUGCACGCUGACGCAGAAGACGGGCCCUACGACGUCGGAUGUCGCUGCCAAGCUCAGCUUCGACCAGGCCGUGAAGGGCUGGACUGCGUUCUACUCGCCGACGGACGCGCCCAAGCCGACGGACCCGACGAAGCCGACGGAUGCCCCCAAGCCGACGGACCCGACCAAGCCGACGGACGCUCCCAAGCCGACUUCGGCCGGUGGCGCCACGACGAAGCCUGACGCCACGACGGCUGCGCCCAGCGACAAGACCACGGCGCCAGUAGCCACGGAUGCCGGCUCGGGUACUGCGGAGCCCAACGCGACGAUCGCUACGCCGGCGCCGUCGGCCCCCAAGACCAAGGCCCCGACACCGGCGCCGAGCUCGGCUGUCUCGGCUGGGCUUUCGGCCAUCGCCAUUGUGGCCACGGCGGCUGCCGUGUACAUGUAA